Molecule: messenger RNA, 444 nt
Organism: Triticum turgidum subsp. durum (durum wheat)
Lineage: Eukaryota; Viridiplantae; Streptophyta; Magnoliopsida; Poales; Poaceae
Source: the annotation of a GenBank genome assembly
AUGCAAGACCCUAGAGGUAUGGGACGAGAGGAUUUCUCGGCCUCGAAGUCACAGAAGAGGAAGGUUGUGUACCGGCCUUUGCCUUCAGUCCAGAUAAAAACUGAACCUGAACUGCUGCGGAGAGACAUUCCACAUUCGUUGGCCAAUACACAGAAGCCACCUAAGAGAAGCUUCAGGAGUGAGCCCCGCCCUCCCACGCCGCAGUCUGACAGAGGAACUCCGGACUCUCUACCAGAUUCUGGUCCUGCGGAUGAAUAUCGGGCGCUACGGAGGAAGUACAUGAUGCUGGAGGAAGAGAACUACACGCUGGAUGCACAAUUAGGCAUGGCAGAAGAGGAAGCCAAAACUCUCGAGGAUGAGAAGUUUGCAUUGCUGGAUCAGCUUGUUGUCUUGGAAGGUCUUGUGGAGGAGCCUUCACAGCUGCAGCCACAGCGAAGGCUAUAA